CUGACUAGACACGAGCACAUAGCGUACGGGCAACAUAUUUGAUUGACAGGUGAAGGGCCGUCUUCAGCACCUUCAGUAGACAUGACCACAAAGUCCAGCAGCUCGAAGGCGGACCUUAUCUUAUGAUUUUUUUUAGCCUUAUCUUACAUACAUGGUGAUUUGCUUUAUUCAUUCAAAUUUGGAAGACUUUUUAAAAACACUUCUCUGUGGUGUGUCAAAUUUACAAUAAAUGUUUUUGGUCCUUUUACAGGCAUUAUAAAAACUAUUAUUUAUAGAUUACAGACCAGGCAAGGCUUAGAUUUAAAGGUGUGGUUAAUUUGAAUACCAGGCCACCCUAACAUGUUCAAAAGUGCAAUAUUCUGAUUGUGACAGGUCAGUGAGAAGAAGUGGGGGUGGAAGAGAAGACUGGAGGUACACAAGCAGUGGUAUGAGGCAGAGAGCAAGUGACUGAGUGAGUGAGUGAGACCGAGCGAGUGAGAGAGCCUAAGAGAGCAAGCGAGAAAGCGGUUGCGUGAGUGGGAGAGAAAAAGAGAGAGAGAAAGAGUAGUGAUGGUCGACGCCAGGCUGCCACCACUCUGUAGCAGUGAGUGGCUGCAACAAAAAGCACAGAAUAACAUCCCUGGCUCUGCUCGGCUUUUUUUCCUCUCUUCUUGCAUCUCAGCAAGCAGAUGAAGGCUCUGCUGAGGCAAUGUUGGGACUUAACCGGCGUCAAAAGCAGAAUCUUUGGAUGCCAUCAACAAGUUAGGGGUGAAGACUAAGAGCCAUGAAAGGGAUAAGGCUUGAUCUUGAAGUAACCAGCUGAUCUAACAUUAUUGCAGUGGAAAGGAAAGAAAAGGGUCAAAAGAAAAAAAGGGAGGAGGAGAACCUUAUCCAGAUUUGCAGGAACUGCAAAUAUUCAACUUAAAAAAAAAAACUAUCAGCUAUACUUCAAGGACUUGUUGGAUAAAGAAGACAACUUGAACAUUUACUGGAUUUUAUGGGACAGCAAAGAAAAACUGGAAUAAACAUCCUGGGACAUGGAAAUGUAUAUUCUCUCUCCUUUGCGUGGGCUGAGUAUUGCUUCAUUUCAAAAGCGACUGGUUCAUUUUGUGCUAUUCCAAGGAGGUUCUUACCAUUUAGAUUUUUCUUCCAUGUGGUUGCUCAAGAAGUCUGUGGCGAAGGACAGUUGAAUUCAGCUUCCGAUGUGCACAAAAGAAUGGGUUUUCAUUCAAGGUGGCCAUUGGUGGGACCUGCACCAGCGGCUCUUUGUCUGUAUAUGAUCAGCAUGCUCCUUGUGUGCCUGCUCCCUUCUGCAUCAUGCACAACCUGCCCUCAAAAAUGCCGCUGUGAGGACCUGCAGUUCUACUGCGACACCCAAGGACUUCAGGCACCCCCAGAUGGUGUGGACAAAGGGGCCCUGGGGCUUUCACUACGGCACAACAGCAUCACUGAACUCAGCCCUGAUCAAUUCUACGGCUUCAGUCAGCUCACCUGGUUACACCUAGACCACAACCAGAUUACUACGGUUCAAGAAGAUGCCUUCCAAGGGCUCUACAAGCUGAAAGACCUUAAUCUGAGCUCCAAUCGUAUCACCAAGUUGCCCAAUACAACCUUUAUCCACCUCAUUAAUCUGCAGAUUUUGGACCUGUCCUUCAAUCAGAUGACUGCACUGGAACCAGAACUGUUUCAUGGAUUAAGAAAGCUGCAAAUACUCCACCUACGUUCCAAUUUACUUCGUACCACUCCUGUUCGUGCAUUCUGGGACUGUCGCAGCCUGGAAUACCUUGGUCUUAGCAGCAACCGUCUACGGAGUCUAGCACGAAAUGGUUUUGCUGGCCUCAUCAAACUCAAAGAGCUCCAUUUGGAGCACAAUCAGCUAACAAAGAUCAACUUGGCCCAUUUUCCACGUCUCAUUGGGCUCCAAUUCCUGUAUCUGCAGUGGAAUAAGAUCAGCAACAUAACAUGUGGCAUGGAGUGGACCUGGACCACUUUAGAGAAGUUGGACCUUACAGGAAAUGAAAUCCGUGGCUUGACACCUGAUGUCUUUCAAACACUGCCAAAUCUCAAAAUUUUGCUGUUGGAUAACAACAAAUUAAGCAGUCUGGAUGCCCAAGUAAUGGAUAUGUGGCAGUCUCUAAGUACUAUUGGAUUGUCUAGCAACCUCUGGGAAUGUACCAAAAUGAUUUGCUCUCUAGCCACUUGGGUAAGCACCUUCAAGGGAAGGUGGGAACAUUCCAUUCUCUGCCAUAGCCCUGAAUAUGCCCAAGGUGAGGAAAUUCUUGACGCUGUGUAUGGAUUCCACCUUUGCCAGAAUAUUUCAGCACCAGUUGUUCAGACCACAAGUACAACCACAGACGCUACCACCGCUACAGAGAUGACAAGCUCCUUUUUUGGAAUUAUGCAGCCAACCCCUACACAGGACUAUGGAGAGGACUUUGGGAGCUUUACCACACUCACAACCACAAUAACCACAACACAAACACCUAUCAUUUCUCAAGCAACCACUACUGCAUUGGAAGAGACAGCUGUAACAGAUGACUUCUCCAUCAUGGACAAUACUGUUAUGACUCAUAGGGUUAUCAUGGGGACUAUGGCUCUUCUGUUUACAUUUUUUUUCAUCAUUUUUGUUGUAUAUAUGUCACGGAAGUGUUGCCCCCCUACGCUGCGCCGGAUACGCCACUGUUCCGCUAUUCAGAGCCGCCGACAGAUGAGGGCCCAGCAGCGGCAGCCUAUGGCAGAUCUAGCUACACAGGUACCCUAUAAUGAGUAUGAGCCCAGUCACGAAGAAGGAGCACUUGUGAUCAUUAAUGGCUAUGGGCAGUGCAAGUGUCAGCAACUGCCUUACAAAGAGUGUGAAGUAUGAACUUUAUUUAUUGCGAGGGCAUAUGGUUUUCCAUUUGACCAUUUGAUGAUACAGGGUUUGCUUUUUCAAUUCGUUUUCCAGUUCAUGUUAAAAAUAAAAAAGUUAAAUAAAAAAAAAAUUAAAAUUCUACUUUCUGGGAUUUAAGAAAACAUGACAAAUGCUUAUUGGCCCCAUGACAGAUAUGACAGUAUUAGGGUGAUUAAGAGAUAGGCGUACAAUUAUUUUUCUAUGAAUGGAAGGUGUUCGUGCAAGGCAGGGACAACCAUUUUAAACAAGCAAAGUGUCAGCUGUAAGAUCUGUUUCCACCAUAUGUCAAUACUCCUCAGCACAUAGCAUAUACUUGCUCAAAUGACCUCAGCUAACUUCAUUAAGUGGAAACAUUGCAUCCUUUUAAAAAUACUUGAAUUCACUUCUUACCCACACAACAAACACUGUAAACAAGCCAACCAACACUCGAAAAUAUAAAGUAGAUGUGUAAUUUUUCUGAAAUGAGAGACAUUUGCAUUCAGAGAUUACAAAUCACCGUUCCUGAGGGGAAUAUAUUCGACAAGUGUUUCAUGUUUGUUGUAACGCUGAUGUCAUUGAUGUAAAAAUAGUUUCAUUUUAUUUUAAUAAAACACAGAAAUUACAAAUACGUUGUCAAAAAUACCCAAUGGCAGAUAGGGUACCGUUUUUUUGUGAAAAUCAAACCUUUCCCAGUACCGAAGGCUCUUUACAGUUAACACACUAAUCAGGACUGAAAGCCCCAAGAUUAAACCAAUUAAGGCAAGGCAAAAGAAUCAAAUAUCCUGUCACGCACACCAGUGAUCCAGCAACAUUUGGUUGUUCAGACACGAAUAUAGUUUUUAUUAGACUCAAACUCUGUCACAAAAAAAAGCAUAAGUGAUUUAUUUUUUUGAAUAGUUUCUAUUUGCAUAUAAACAAUCUGCAAACUUCUAUACUAUGACAGUUACCGGGUGUGACAACCUAAACUGUGGUCAAUAGCCUGAAAACAAAUGUGAUCAAGUGAUAAGCAAACAGCAAGCCUGGGUCAGGACAUAUUUGUAUGCAGGAGGGAGAGGAUGUGCAUUAGCAUCAGACUAAAGCUGCUGCUGCAGCUCCGCACUUUGUGCUCAAUUUGGUGGUGGGGGGCAGGGUGAAAAAGAGCGCCACAGAGAAUAUGAUGCCGAGCAUGAAAUGAGCAACUAGGGGUAAAGUAUUCGUUUAUUUGAACUAAUGUGCAUCUUUAUUACCUUUUAAAAUACAUGGGCAAAUAAUGAGUGACAACAUAUUCGGUUUGCAAUGAAAACUAAAAUUUUCACUAAAACUGGUCAGCUGUGCAAUGUUUAACCUAUGAAAAUGUUGAGAAAUUGUUGAAUUAAUAGACAAUACCAAAACCAACCCAAGUUACACUGGAGACAGCCAGGCAGUAUCAUUUGUGGCUCUGUGCCUGUCAAUUUUUUUUUAAAUAUUCAAAUGUUUGUGUCAGUGUGACAGCAUAUUGUCAUGAAAUGUCUACAUCAAAUUUUGAGUGUUUUUAUACAGCAAAUUGUUUAAUUUAAAUGAAAAGAAAAAAAAUGAUUUAAAAAAAAAAGAAAAAAAAAAAAAAGAAAAAGAUUCAAGCAGGUCUGUGUUUCUACUUUUGAUUUCCUUCAGCUUCGCACUGCUAUUACAACAAACCUUUUAUCUGUCUUGCAUGUUUGAAAGUGAUUUUCAGGGGACACAAACAAUUUUUGGUACAGCAAAACCAAGGAAAUAUAACGCAUUCCAAUAAAGUUUGCUCAACCUUUUGACAUUUCACUGUUAAAAACUAUGGUUGAAUUAAUGCGUCCCUCUGCACUUUGGCUCUUUGUAAAAUGUUUUUGUUUCCUAUUCCCAUCCUCAAGCUCCCUACCCUGCCGCAAAAAAAUAAAAAGGAAAAAACAAGGAAAACGAUCCCUUCCUCUCUCACCCAGCAGUUCAUGCAAAAUUAAUGCUUUGCAUAUUUUGUAUUGUAUAUGUACAAUUUCAUAUCUGUAUAGUGCAGAAGAUGUGCCAUCAUUAUAAAGAAUAUCCUCGAAAUAUACAGUAUAUUUUUAAAUAAAAUGGUUAAAAUAACAGUGUACUUGAUUAAUGCUUAAAAUGUACUUUAGUUCAUCACAUAAUGUUUGCGUUUGUAGCCAUACAAAAAUUGCAGGAAAAUAAUUUCCAAUUGUCAUUUUUGCACAUAUGUGCCAAAAGAUUGACUGGCUGAGUCGAGGUUGUACCCCGCCAAGGGCUGGCCGAUCUGACAAAAAAUGUUCCCCAUAGUGACCGAUCGAUUAUCAUCAAGUUUUUUUUGUUUUUUUUUUAACUUUACAACAGCCAGUUUUAAGGCAUUAGUACUGAACACUAAAGCAGCUAGAGAGUAGUUAAACAUUUGACAUCUUUUGCCAACAACACUCUUCAUGGUAAAUAAAAUAGUAACCACAACAUUAUAUUGACAUACUAAGCACUUAAAAAAAUUAAACAAAAUAGAAAAAUAUAACAACAACUGCAACAAAUGAGGUAAAAUAUACCAGUACAGUGCACUAGCUUGAAGUAAUUUUGGAGAUAUACAAGAUGAAAUAAUGGGGGGGAUAAUUAAGGCGCCCUGGAUUGUAAACAUAAUUCUCCAGUGAUGCUACAUACCCUGUCUGUUAACAUUAUUGCUACUUUCAAAUGUGCAUCAUCUUUAACAAUACAGAUUAACUUGCUUUGCCAUUUUACAAACCACCUGAAUAAUGAUGAUGACAGCUGAUUGCUGCUUCGGUCUGGUUGCCUCAUCGCUAGCAGCGGCUAUUAUAUAUAAUAUGCUAAUGCUACAUGUGCUGGCAGCAGUGAGUGGCGGGCUGCGAUGACUGCGCUUGCAUUUUUAUACUUUCCACUUAAUCACUUGAGUUUACUUCUUCAAAUUAAUGAACAUACAUUGCACAUCGGCUAGUUAAAAGCAUUGCCCCACACUGCUUUAGAGACAACGCCAGACCACUCUGAGCCAAUCAGGCAGCUCUGUCGCCAGGUCGGAGGCGAGGAAGGGCCAUGUAAGGACGGCUAAAUCCGAAAGGGGGGCGAGGAGGCGCAGUUUCUGUUUACGCCCAAAACUUGCAAACGUAAGUGGGGCAGGAGAAGGACUACUCUAAUUGGCUGUUGUCACACACUUCCAUCAUGCUUGAUCGAGUAAAUACACACAUCUGAUCACUGUGAUUGACGGUAAAUUUAUCACGAUGACUAAAAGCUAAUAGAUGUAAAUACCAUGAAAUAAAAGCUGGAAUUCUGAACUUUUGUCUCAUAUUCAUCUUUUGAUCUGAAACCCAAAUGUCUUCAGUAUACAAUAGCGAAGGAAGUGACUUUGCCGUUCCAAUACCUUUCGAGCGGACUGUAUAUUUCCCCAGUCCUAAUCCCACCUAUUGCCCAAAGACAGCUGGUAGGCUAAAAUCACCCACGACCAACACGAAGUGGUAUUUUUGGUUUAAACCGAAAACAUUUUUACAGAAGAGUGAUUUAUUAGCUCGCGCUCUUUAAGGCCUACACCACAAAGACUAUAUCGCUGGUGUUGGGCCAAAACCUGCUAUGUCCAAAUUUGGUCAAUAAUCAAUAUUAUUGGUCUGACUCCGAAGGGUGUUAUUUUUUUUAAUUUUAUAACCGAUGCAAUGUUAAUGGCUCCAAAAAAACAAAAAAGCAGUUUUUUGGCUUUCUUACAAAAAGUGAAAAAUGUAAGGUUUCCGCAUGAUGCCAGCAAUAUGCAAAACAAGAGAUGGACUAUAUUAUAUUAAAAAAUAAAAAAUGUAAAAAAAAGCAGACUGUCCCUACACAGCAAGGAUAGACAACAUUAUUACCAUUUGAUAAAUAUGCAAAUGUGGUAUCAGGAUUGAAGUAUUAGACUGGGACAGGCAACUUUGGUACUGAAAGGCCUGACUCUAUUGUCUAUGUGAACCUCUUUUUGUACACUGGGACACAGUCAUUUAAUGAACUAUGAUGUUGGGGACCAUGUACCUACUCCAUAAAAAGAACUGCAAAUCUUAACUAGCUCCUUCUGAGAAGUUGAUCCUGAAAACAACUUGUAUAACCAUACAAUCACAAUUAUCUCCAUAUAUAGACACCACCUUUUAACAGUCCUCUUUAGAUGCUGGCAUAACUAGACCAGCGAGGCACACGCAAGCACAGACAUCUGCCAAGGCUGAACCAAUGUGCUUUGUCGGUGGCAGUCCAUGUCCACUGACCUCUGUGAAUCUCUAGAUUUUACCAUCCUGCAACCCUGCCAAAAUAGUCUCUUUCCUUGGCCCAUGCCACAUUCCACAGUAUUUAGUCAAAUGCAUUUGAGUAGCAA
Messenger RNA from Phyllopteryx taeniolatus (common seadragon), 7145 nucleotides. RefSeq names its product leucine rich repeat transmembrane neuronal 2 (gene lrrtm2). Gene Ontology annotation, molecular function: protein binding. Lineage: Eukaryota; Metazoa; Chordata; Actinopteri; Syngnathiformes; Syngnathidae. The transcript has 2 exons. The coding region runs from base 977 to 2842 and encodes 621 amino acids. The record is from RefSeq and is a predicted model, not a curated record.